Myxocyprinus asiaticus (Chinese sucker) is the source of this 3024-nucleotide messenger RNA. It is a transcript of the gene bco2a, whose product is annotated as beta-carotene oxygenase 2a. The transcript has 13 exons. Lineage: Eukaryota; Metazoa; Chordata; Actinopteri; Cypriniformes; Catostomidae. The coding region runs from base 72 to 1796 and encodes 574 amino acids. Gene Ontology annotation, molecular function: carotenoid dioxygenase activity; beta-carotene 15,15'-dioxygenase activity. Gene Ontology annotation, cellular component: mitochondrion. Gene Ontology annotation, biological process: carotene catabolic process; retinal metabolic process. The record is from RefSeq and is a predicted model, not a curated record.
CUGCUCUGGGAGUGCACAAAGCAACUCUAAGCUACUGAACUGCAUUUGCGGCUGUGUGCUGUGUAUGUGACAUGAUGCUAACAUUAAGUGUGCUUAAAAAUGCAAUUAGGACCAGCAAAGGGUGCAGCCAUACAUCGCUCUACAGGAUGUCCUGCAUAAAGCCUCAAACGCCUGCUGCUAAUAAUCAGCAAACAUACUACACAGAGGUACAUGGCCUACAAAGCAUCGCUCCCUUGGUGCGUUCGGUGGAGGAGACACCUGAACCCAUUCCCACCACAGUAAAAGGCAACAUCCCAACUUGGAUCCAGGGGAGUCUGCUUCGGAAUGGUCCGGGAAAGUUUGAGUUUGGGAAUCAGAUCUUUAACCACUGGUUUGAUGGAAUGGCCUUGAUGCACAGAUUUCAGAUUGAGGAUGGCCAGGUGACUUACAGAAGCCGCUUUUUGCGCAGUGACUCUUACAAGCAGAACAGUGAGAGGAACCGCAUCAUGGUGUCUGAGUUUGGCACUUUGGCCCUGCCUGACCCCUGCAAGAACAUUUUUCAGCGUUUUCUGUCAAGAUUUGAGAUGAUAAAGCCAACUGAUAAUGCUUGUGUCAGCUUUGUAAAAUACAAGGGUGACUAUUACGUCAGCACAGAGACAAACUACAUGCACGUAGUGGACCCAGAUACUUUGGAGUCUAAACAGAAGGUGGACUGGAGCAAGUUCAUAGCAGUGAAUGGUGCUACCGCUCAUCCACACAAUGAUCCAGAUGGCACGGUUUACAACAUGGGUAACUCAUAUGGCAGCAAAGGGGCUUUCUACAACAUCAUCAGGGUGCCCCCAGAGAGGGAAGGUUCAGGGGAUACUCUGGAAGGAGCAAAGAUAUUAUGCUCGAUCGUACCUUAUGAUAAAUCCAAACCCUCCUAUUACCACAGCUUCGGCAUGUCAGAGAACUAUGUAGUGUUCAUCGAGCAGCCCAUUAAAAUGGAUCUGUUUAAGAUUGUGACCGGGAGGCUAAGAGGGAAAGCACUAAGUGAGGGAAUUUACUGGGACCCCAACCAGGAAACCAUCUUUCACCUUAUUGACAAACAAACUGGAAAGGAGAGUCCAGUGAAAUACUAUGCCAAGGCCUUGUCAACCUUCCAUCAGAUCAAUGCUUUUGAGCAGGAUGGAUUCCUCAUGCUAGACAUGUGCUGCUCUGACGACGGCCAGGCCAUAAACAACUACCUCAUACAGAAUAUGCGUCAAUCCGGAGAAGCUCUAGAUGAGGUAUAUAACACCAUGAGCCGGUCAUUUCCCCGUCGUUUUGUGCUGCCUCUCAACCUCACUAAUGACACGGCACUGGAACAGAACCUCAACACUCGACCUAACAGCACCGCUACUGCUGUCUGCUAUACCAAAAAUCAGGUUUACUGCACAUUUGAGGAUCUCCAUGGCAAUGACCUGAAAGAUUAUGGUGGCUUGGAGUUCCCACAUAUUAACUAUUCCCGAUAUAACACCAAACCUUACCGAUACUUCUAUGGUUGUGGCUUCCGUAACUUAGUUGGUGACUCCUUAAUUAAGAUGGAUUUGGAGAGCAAGAAGUUCAAGGUAUGGUGCGAGCCGGAUCUCUACCCAUCGGAGCCUGUCUUCAUUUCUGCGCCCAACUCUGUGGAAGAGGAUGAUGGAGUCAUCCUGUCUGUGGUCAUCACACCAAAUGAGGACAAGAGUACAUUCCUCUUAGUCCUAGAUGCCAAAAAUUUUGAGGAGCUGGGAAGAGCCGAAGUGCCAGUCAAAAUUCCUUACGGAUUCCAUGGAGUCUUCAACACCAGAAUAUGAAUCUCAUGGGAUCACAACAAACUGGCAACAAACUACAAGUAGCUCAUCACAACAGUUAACACACUGCUUAGCAGCUAGCUACUAUUGAGAGCAUGACACUAAAGGGAAAAUUUGUAUAUGAAAUUUGCCCAAAGACAUCCUUAUAUUGUUUUCACAGAUCAACCUUACCUACUGAAACAUACUGAAAACCUGAGUUUAAAAAGUAAGCUUUAAACAAAAUUCAAGAGAUCAGGAUACCACACAUACUGUAGAGAUUUUAAUGUUAAAUAAAUUAACAACUCAUGUUUAAAGUACAUGCACAGAUAAAUUAAGGGGUCAUGUCAUAUAUUAAAAUUACAAAUUUCCUUGAUCUUUUAAAUAAUAGAGUUUUGUAAGGCUGGCACCAGAAUGUCUACGCCCAAAAGGCGCUGUUUCCGGUAAAAGUCAAAGAACUCUGUGAGAACCAACGUCAUAAAACUCUCACACAGAAGAGCAUCUCCACCUGAGACAACACAUCUUACUGAUUAAGGACCAUAAAAUGCAAAUCUCACUCACAUCUGCCCCCCUCUCUUACAUACCUCACCUCAGGUAAUUUUAGAGUCACCAAAAAAAUAAGUUAUGACUUAUCCUGUUCUGUUAUGUAAAAGGUUUUCUGAUCACACAUGUUUUGUAUCAUUCAAGAGGUCUCAGUGCAACUGGUAAAAUGGUCUCAUUCACUUUCAGCAAGUCAAAUCACAAGUAAGAUUUAAGAACUUAGUAAAAUACUGUAUUCUAUCAGGGGCUUGACCACUCCCAGAUCUCUCACAGAGACCAAAUGCUUUAUGCAGAUUAGGUGCAUUAUUUGUAAACAUCAAAUGACCUACUCAAUUAAGUUUCAAAGGUCUACUCACAACUCCCUAAAUUGUAAACUAAAUCCUAAAUAACAUCAAACAUACACAUCUGAAAUAACAAUAGAAUCAUCUGGUACUUAAGGAAGGAUGGCAGAGGAGCUCAGAGUCUCUGUAGCCAGAUGACCCACACAGAAAACAUUUUGUGUCAUUUUUUAAAUCUACCAGGGAAUCUGUAAGCCAGAUCUCCCAUGCCUUGCCGUUGCAUGUAGUUUUCUCAUUGUCAGGUAUGUCUCUUGAUUCUUAUCUUAUUUUUAGUAAUGCUUGUUUAUUCUGAUCAUGUGUGAAAUUGGCUUUGAUUUGAAUUUCUGUAACAAUGUUUUAUUCCUACCUGACAAAUAAAUUGUCAUUAUUUGAUUUAU